CGGGGAUUGAGGAGAGCAGGCGGGAGCCGUCGGAGGAGGCCUUAAAGGGGUCGAGCGAAAGAGGGGAAGGGGAGCACAAAUCCAGCCCCAGGCAUGAUCCGAAUUCACAUUCUGGAUGGAAAGGCAUUUGUAUGGAAUUAUGUUGAUGCACGGCGGGCCCGAGAGGAGCAUCGCAUUGUUGGCACAUUGGUUGGGGCAUUGGCUCGGAAGCCACGACAGAAUGUAAGGUUGGGGCUUCCUCUGCAGUUGCUCCCGGAAGAAGCCCGACUGCUGCUGGACAAAGGCUUGGCAACCUUGUGUAAAAAUACAGCAUCCCCACCCCCUGGGGAGGAUACAAGAGAGGAUCCCUUAUCCCAGCAGAAGGUGACUGCUUACCAAAAAGGGCUGGAGGAGAACUAUCAGGAGCAGGUACGCCUUGCUGCUGAACAGAGGAAGAUCUUAUUGGAUACUCUUGCAGAACGUAUAGCCCAGGGCCGGGCAAAAAAGAGGCAACGGGAAGGUGAAGGAGAGCCUCCCUCCAAGCUUGGAGAGGUGGAGCCCAGUUUUGUGCUUCCUCGAGACUCAAUGAUGAUCCAACUCCCAACAGAACGUGUUUACCCAUGCCAAGAAGAGGUGGUGGUGGAUUGGCAUGUACCCUCCAAAGACUGGCCUUACACUGGACAACCAGACCACGAGAUGCGUUAUUGCAUUUUCCGGAGCCUCUGGGGAAAGGGCUUCUACAUCACUAGUGGGAGCAAAUUUGGGGGUGACUUCCUUGUUUAUCCAGGUGAUCCCAUGCGUUUCCAUGCCCAUUACAUAGCCCUCUGUGUCUCUCAAGAUACCCCUCUCUCCUUAUGUGACAUCAUCAGUGCAGGGCGCCUUGGCACUAAUGUCAAGAAGACAGUUCUAAUCUGUUCAGCAGGCAAGGAUGGGACUGCAACAUAUACAUCUUUGCAAUGGACUGGGAUGCAGUAAGAGCAAGCAGAUGCGGUUGUCACUGUGAAAGAACUAUGAUUGCCUCUCAUAAGACUUUUGCCUUGUUCACAUCUGACAUGUAGGCAGGUGAGGUAAGUGGGUUGAAUGCAGACCCAACCCCAUUUUUGUAGCCCUCAGGUUACUUCCAAGAUAAUUUUUAAUAAAUUCAAGGACUGUGACCUCCA
This is a messenger RNA of Sceloporus undulatus (fence lizard), 1139 nucleotides long. It is a transcript of the gene TSEN34, whose product is annotated as tRNA splicing endonuclease subunit 34. Gene Ontology annotation, molecular function: tRNA-intron lyase activity; nucleic acid binding. The record is from RefSeq and is a predicted model, not a curated record. Bases 94 to 954 code for a protein of 286 amino acids. Gene Ontology annotation, biological process: tRNA splicing, via endonucleolytic cleavage and ligation; tRNA-type intron splice site recognition and cleavage. Lineage: Eukaryota; Metazoa; Chordata; Lepidosauria; Squamata; Phrynosomatidae. The transcript has 5 exons. Gene Ontology annotation, cellular component: tRNA-intron endonuclease complex.